Blastomyces dermatitidis ER-3 is the source of this 1490-nucleotide messenger RNA. Its product is annotated as beta-1,6-glucan boisynthesis protein. Gene Ontology annotation, biological process: fungal-type cell wall organization; cell wall biogenesis; (1->6)-beta-D-glucan biosynthetic process. The record is from RefSeq and is a predicted model, not a curated record. The transcript has 4 exons. Gene Ontology annotation, cellular component: extracellular region. NCBI's taxonomy places the organism in Eukaryota, Fungi, Ascomycota, Eurotiomycetes, Onygenales, Ajellomycetaceae. Bases 205 to 957 code for a protein of 250 amino acids.
CAGAUGUCUCUCUCCUCUUCUCUCUUCUCUUGCUUGACCUUCCUUCCACCUAACUGACCAGCAUAUUUGUCAAGAUGGCAUAGACCACUCAAUUGCCAUUCUCAGCUGCAAAAAGACUUCGAUUAACCCUUUUUCAAGUCUGCAACUUUACUCUCUUUUCCCUCGUUUCUCCUGUAAGUUAGUAUACAGCGUUUCACUCCAAUAAUGAGGCCUCGGAUACUUCUGCCACUCGCCCAGCUUGUCCUUUCCGCCUCCGCCGCAAUUGAGUUUACAGCACCGGUUGCUGGAACUAUCCUGAAAGCCGGGGACACUCUGAACGUGGAAUGGCAACAAGUAGGGAAUAGCUCUGAAAUUCCCGAUGCUGUGCGAUUUGAUAUUUUCCUUUGCGCUGGCGGGAACGACGAAGAUUCCUUUGACCAAUUAAUGCACAUAGCGAAAGACAGAAAUUUUGGCGAAGGGAACUCAAUAUCAGCGCCCAUCGCUCUUGAAAUUGGCGGAAACGAGCCCAAUGCAUAUUUCCUCCAAAUGGUCAUAAACAACCCCGACGGUCUUGACCUCGUCCACUCCGCGCGCUUCACCCUCUCAGGCAUGACUGGCAGCUUGCCAGCCAGAUUGCUAGAUGGAAUCCAGGCCAUCUCCGGAACUACGGACAGCCCGCCCAUUCACGGCAAUGAACUGCGCAAGCGACAGGCAGGUUUACCUUAUGCGGAGCAAACGGGGUUAACGCGCUAUGCGCCGAUGCCCACGCAGCCCCCGACAAAAAUAUCCCUCAGGGGUGCUCCUCCGUUAUUUCCUCCAAGUUCCUUUCAGAUUGCAACGACCUUCUUACCCACGCCUACUAUCCAGAUGACGAUUGCUGUGAAAGCGACGUUCAAGGUGUCUAGUAUUGAGAAUACGGCAGCGCCUGCGCCAGUUGAGGACGAUAUGCAGAAAUUCUUGAACAGGUGGAAAGAUUAACAUCGGACAUGGGAUCCACUUCUUUUGCUUCUCCUGCCUUUAUUGGUUUCUCUCUUUCCUUAGUUUUUCUUUCCUCGUCUGUUUUCUCUUUAGUUUGACCAGGCAGCCCUUGGUUAUGGUUGUGUUAUGGUUUAUGGUUUAUGCCUUACGUUAUCCUAGAUAGGUAACAUUGACGUAUGAGGAGUUCGUUUGAUUUGAGAUAUGAAAUCUCAAGGGGCGGAAACCGUUAUGUUGUAUAUUUUGUGAUUUCUAGCCUAUUCCCCUUCCAUCCCUUCCUUAAAGAAAAUCAUGCCUUUGUUCAGUCAGUUAAUGUAUUAUUUAGUGCAUGUUGUUUUAGCACAAGCGAUUUAUAUGCUCUAUUUGAACGAAUGAUUUGAUUCUAAAUUUAUAUCGUGGAUAGAUAGAUAGUGAGCUAUAUGGAAUACUACUUAGCAACACAAAAAGUAAAAAGAUAAAAAGACUCCUCCCAUAUUUUAUGUCCAUUGUUAGGGUUGGACGUCCAGUUGUGCUAUCGGUUACCUGGCAUAUAUCCC